Molecule: messenger RNA, 1134 nt
Organism: Prunus armeniaca (apricot)
Lineage: Eukaryota; Viridiplantae; Streptophyta; Magnoliopsida; Rosales; Rosaceae
Source: the annotation of a GenBank genome assembly
AUGGGGUGCAUGUUCUCUCACCUGGCUGCCAAAUUUGCCUUCUUUCCUCCAUCUCCACCGACCUACAAGAUCCAGAAGCGCGACCACGACGGCAAGCUCACCGUCGUCGCCUCCGCCUCCACAACGACGUCGUUGCCUGUUCCUCACGCCGAUGACCGUUCCUUGGACGUCUUGCUCAUUGACACAAAACGCGGCAACAAGAUCGUUGCUUUUUAUCUCAGAAACCCUUAUGCUCGCCUCACUCUGCUUUACUCUCAUGGCAAUGCUGCUGACCUUGGUCAACUCUAUGACCUCUUUCUCCAGCUCAAGCUCACUCUCAGAGUCAAUCUCAUUGGAUAUGACUAUUCUGGAUAUGGAGCCUCAACUGGCAAGCCUAGUGAAGAGAAUACAUAUGCUGACAUAGAGGCAGUAUAUGAGUGCCUUGAGACUGAGUAUGGAGUUAGCCAGGAAGAUUUAAUCUUGUAUGGGCAGUCAGUUGGAAGUGGACCGACACUGCAUUUGGCGGCUAAGUUGCCAAGGCUGAGGGGUGUAGUUCUGCACAGCGCAAUUCUUUCUGGUCUUCGUGUGCUGUGCCAUGUGAAAUUCACAUUCUGCUUUGACAUUUACAAGAACAUCAAUAAAAUUAAGAAGGUGAAGUGCCCUGUGCUAGUAAUACAUGGUACAGAAGAUGAUAUUGUGAAUUGGUUACAUGGCGAUGCGCUGUGGAAAAUGGCAAGGGAUGCGUAUGAGCCUUUGUGGAUUAAAGGAGGUGGACACUGCAACCUGGAGCUUUACCCUGAUUACAUCCGCCAUCUUUGCAGGUUUAUCCAAGAAAUGGAGAACAUAACCACAGAAAUCCGUUUAAGAAAGAUUUGGCAAAAUAUGCGUACACUGAAGAGAUCAAGUGCCAGUUGUGCAAAGUGCUGUAGAAUUAAACUCUGCUUACCCAGGUGCCCUGAAUGUAGAAGACCAAAGUGUGUAAAAUGUUGUUCAUGGCAGCUAAAAUGCCCUGCAUGCUGGAGGCCUGGCUGCGUAAAAUGUUCCUGGCAACCAAAAUGCCUAAAAGGUGCAGAACCAAGCUGCUGCAUUAGAUGUUUUCACUGGCGGUGCUGCAUAGGAACACACAGCGGAUUAAACGGGAAGCAGGAUGGCUGA